Papaver somniferum (opium poppy) is the source of this 564-nucleotide messenger RNA. RefSeq lists its product as uncharacterized. Bases 1 to 564 code for a protein of 187 amino acids. The transcript has a single exon. NCBI's taxonomy places the organism in Eukaryota, Viridiplantae, Streptophyta, Magnoliopsida, Ranunculales, Papaveraceae. The record is from RefSeq and is a predicted model, not a curated record.
AUGACAGCUUCUAGUUCUAAGUAUUUGCAUUCGUAUACUUCGUCUAUCUCAUUCUUCACUGACACCAACUUCUCAGAAUGGAAAGAGAAUGUUAAGUUCACUUUGGGUGUGCAGGAUAUUGAUCUUGCCGUCCAAAUUGAAAAGCCAGUUGUAGAUGAUAAGAGUUCCAUUGAAGAUAAGGAUAUCCUAAAAAAAUGGGAGAGAAGUGAUAGGCUGAGCAUACAGUUGAUGCGAAUGCACAUUGAUGAAAACACUAAAGGAUCGCUUUUCGAACCUAAAAUUGGUAAGGACUUUAUGGAAAUCGUAAAAGAACGCUUUAAGAUAGCGGAUAAGUUUCUAACUGGGAAGUUGAUGGUUGAUUUAACCACCACGAAGUACAACAAUGCACCUUCAAUGCACCAGCAUGUAAUUGAAAUGCGAAACAUUGCUACUAAGCUUACUGAGAUGAAAUUAAUUGUGCCUGAGUACUUUCUUGCCCAAUUCAUUCUCAAUUCGCUUUCACCUCAAUAUGCCCCCUUUUCAAGUGCAUUACAACACAAUCAAGGAAAAGCGGAUUGCAAAUGA